Messenger RNA from Hydractinia symbiolongicarpus, 2072 nucleotides. Its product is annotated as zinc finger protein 582-like. Gene Ontology annotation, biological process: regulation of transcription by RNA polymerase II. The transcript is spliced from 6 exons. Gene Ontology annotation, molecular function: RNA polymerase II transcription regulatory region sequence-specific DNA binding; DNA-binding transcription factor activity, RNA polymerase II-specific. NCBI's taxonomy places the organism in Eukaryota, Metazoa, Cnidaria, Hydrozoa, Anthoathecata, Hydractiniidae. The coding region runs from base 399 to 2045 and encodes 548 amino acids. The record is from RefSeq and is a predicted model, not a curated record. Gene Ontology annotation, cellular component: nucleus.
GGAACUAGAAUAAACUUAGGCAACUCUUGGCUCGACUUAUGGCUUGACCCUAUCGUGUAGAAAAUAAUGACAUCAGCAUUGCAGUCUUAGAUGUGUUUAGGUUUAUUAUAUUGAAUAAGUUGUUAGACACAGAAAAAUAGCACCUUCCAUGUUUUAGGAACUACAAGCAUACUAAAUUACGCUUUUCCCACGCUUUUAUGUUGCCACACUAUAGGGACUAUUAACUACUUGUGAGAAGUAUAAUAAAAGUGUGUCUUGUGUCUUACUUUUAUCACAAAAGCUGACACAAAACUUCUUGAGUUUUAAAAAGGUUAAACAAAUUGUUGUUAAUAUAAAUAUAAGACAUAUCUAUUUUGCUCUGAAUGAUUUUAUAAUAAUUAUUCCCAAUAGAAGCAAGAAUGUCAAAAGAGAAAGAAACUGAUGCCGCAACGGCAUUGUCUCAAAUGAGUCAAUUAGUGCCAUUUGAUUUAUCAAGCAGUUUAUCUUCAGCUGAGCAGGAGGCCAUUUUAGAAGCUGAUGCUAUUGGUGCAACAUGUACUUUGCAGCCAUCUUCGUUAGAUGCUGAUAUGUUUUUUCCAUUACACGAUGAACGUUCACUCAAUACUCCACAUCAAAACGUCAACGCAGAUCCAUAUAUAUCAUUUGAUGAUGCUGAACAUCCGUAUGCAGCAAACACUGCAGAUGCUUUCAAGCAGAAACACGCAUCCUUAGUUUCAAGAAGCGAUAGUUUUAUUUCAUUCGAUGGAGCUGAGCAUCCAUAUGCGGCGAACACAUCGCAUUUUCAAUUCAAGUCGCAAUCAAAAGAACUAGAAGACCUCACCUCGCCAACGAGAUCGAACCCUUUGUCAUGCAUUAUAUGCGAUAAAACGUUUCAAUCCCAAAGCGGUCUGAUGGUUCAUUUACAAUUUCACGCUGGUCGGAAACCACAUUCGUGUAAGACGUGCAGGAAAUGUUUCACUACAAAGAGCGAUUUAAAAAGACAUUUUAAGACACACGAGAAGCAUUCGGUAAAUAAGUAUGAGUGUGAAAUAUGUGAAAAAACUUUCCGUGACCAGGCUACCAAAACAAGACACAUGAAAAAACACAGCGACGACAAUCGUUUCAAGUGUGAACAGUGCUUUAAAGUGUUCAAUCGCGCAGACAGUUAUAAAAAUCACGUAAGUACUCAUUCGAGUAAAAAGCGAUUUAAAUGUGACGUAUGUUCGAGUGAGUUCAACUAUAAGUCAAGUUAUAAUCGUCACUGUGCAACACAUAACACGGAGAGUUUGUACAUUUGUGACAUAUGCGGAAAAGCUUUCCGACGUGCUGAUUACGUGGACAGUCACAAAAAACUUACUCACGGGCAAGACAUUAAGCAACCAGAAAAAAAAUACCCAAGCCAUAAAAAAUGUAUAUCUUUAUCAAAUGAGAAAAACAAACUGCGUUCUCGUAAGAAAAUGUCGAAAGCGAAGAAAAGUGGCCAGAAAAAACCUACUCAGUAUGGAGCCCGAACGCCGUAUUCUCAUGUAGAUUUGACGACAAUCAAUACGGAGACUGGAACUAGUAUGAACGCCGUACCAAUCCUAAUGUCAAUGGCUGAAAACGCUGCGAAUAGCGUUUUGAAAAAACCAAGUAAAAAAUCCGCUGUCAAAAAUUCUUCGAAUACAACCAUGAUGGCGGACGUUGGGACGCCGCUAUCCUCUCCUCAAAUUGACAACGGUUUUAUUUCCUGUUUGGACGAUAGUUCGAAUGAUGAACAAUCGGAAUGCGAAUCUAAUAAUUCCGACGGGAUGCGUAUUUGUAUAAGCGAGACAGAGGAUGAUUUGUCAAUGCCUGCCAAGCGUGCUUCUUGUAUUGUGUCUAACCAAACAACAACUAAGAAAUGCUAUGCGUUCCUUUUUUGUUUUGAUUUAUAUUCUGGUUGUUUAUACAGACACGUUUUCACUUCAUUAAAGCGGAGUAUAAUGACGCAGUUCACUUGUUGGUUUUUUACCUCCUUAAGACUAUUUACCUCCUUAAGACUAUUCCAAAAAUCAAAGACGCUUUUCCGUCAUAAUCAUCAUUAAGCGUCCAACGUCCCGACAAUUAUCUGA